AUGGACCUCACAGGCGGCGCCCUGCCCGACCCUACGAGUCUGAGCGCCCAGGGGAGGACGGACGCCCUGGUCGAGGCGGUCGAAGCCAACGACCUCCUCGCUCUCGUCCUCGUCCUUCAGUACGCCGAGCCUGCAGAAGUGAACGGUCACGCGUCCUCCAACGGCCGUACACCCCUCGAGACCGCCCUCUCCUUCCCCACCUCUCAUCCCGACAUUCGCUCCCUCGCUAUACAAAGCCUGCUUCACUGUGGCGCCGUCCCCCCCAUCUCUCUCGAUGCCUAUGAAUCACCCUACGCCUGCGUCGUUCGAGAAUGGGAGCUGGGCGGACGCGAGCAGGCGGUCGACGCUUUCCAGCUCGUCCGGGUCUGGACGCUCGAGCAAGUCGACGCUUGGAUCGAGGAGAAGGGCUUGGGAGUCGAUGGACAGCCAGGCGCAAUUGUCGAGGCGGAGCAACCGACCACGGACGCGGAGGCAGGCACUUCGACACCGCUUCCCCAACAGCAGGCGAAGGAAGAACCCGCUUCGCCAACCAUCGCAAUGCCAGAUGCGUCCUCAAAUCAGAUACACGAGGCCCAGAACCUUGUCCGGAGGACGACCACUUCGCCGGCACCACCUUCGCCGCGCCAAGGCUCGUCUCCUCCCGCUCCCACCCCUCCAGCCGCUCUACUCGUGCCUUCUCAUGACUCGCCGAGUUCACGACAAGGCGCUCAACCGUCGGCAGAUGCGUCGAGACAUGCGCCUUCGCCGCCCCGCGCCUCGUGUCAGGCCUCAUCUGGCUCUUCGCGACCGCGAGUCCUCUUCACCGGUCUUCCCAAGGAUGUUCCGAUCGACGAAGUCCGCAAACUCGUGUGGAUCGAGACAAAGCGCUACCCGGAGGCGCACUUUAGGACAAGCCGUCAGCCGGAUGCGAUAGAUGCCGUCGUCGAGCUCCGCGACGACCACGAACUCCGCCUCAUCCUACGGAGGCUGAACGGCGUCUUCCUCCAGAACCGCAGGGUUGGGGCUGAAGCCCUUCCUUCGCCGUCUGCAAAAGCGGUGCCGACGGAAGAGCGAGGCCGCCGCAGGUCACUCUCGCCCCGCCGCAGGUCACUCUCCCCUCGUCGCAGGACUUCACCGCUGCCAACUCGCCGCGAACGCUCGCCUUCUCCCCAUUUCAGCUCGCCUCGCCAAGCUUCGCCGUCCACGCAGUUGCGCCGAGCCCGUGAACCUUCCGACGCCCUCGUCUGGCUCCACGUCUCCAAUCUUCCGCGCUCAGUGGCAGAGCGAGACUUGUACGAGGUGCUGGCGCGUGCGACGCUAGCGCCAGAGGACAUCUUCGUUCAUCACGUCAUCAAGCAGUCAUACCGAUUCGCGUUCGUCGCCUUCAGCAGCAUCCGGGCCGCAGAAGACGCGAUCGCAGAGAUUGGCGCGCGGACGUUCAGCGGGCAGCGUCCCAGAGUCGGCUUCUUCCGCCCCAAGAACGGCGAGACGCAGCCGUUCGAAGGUCGUUAUUCCGCGCCUCGAUUCCGCUACAUGGGGCCGACCCGCAACCAGACUAAUGCGCCUACGCCCGACUACCGAGACCUCAUCAUCUACGGCAUCGCGCCAUACUCGCAACAACAGGACCUGCGCGACUUCAUCGAGGCCAAGAUCGGUCGCGGGAGCAUCCGCAGGCUCUAUCUCGAAACCAAGUCUUUCGCCGAGGAUGAUCGUAAGGCGCUCGUCGAGAUGGACCGGCACAGCGACGCCUUGCGAGCCCUAGACCGGGUCGACGGUACCCUCUUCAAAGGACAGGCGAUCACGGUCAACUGGGCAUACACCUCGUCCGCCGGCCAGCCUGCGGGAAAGGACGACCAGCUCGGAGCAGCUCGUUCCUCGCGCUCGCCCGCUCGCCACUCGGCCUCGCCCCUCCAUCCGCCUUCUUCGUAUGCCCAACCGCCCGCAUCGCCUAGCCAGCCACCGCCGUCUCCACCGCAGACUAGUGCAGCCGUCGCCUCUAAGGACCGAGUGCGCGAUGUCGCGCGACCUUCCUCGAAACCAGAAGACCUCGAUGCCUUACGGUACCUCGGUCUCCCGCCGCCCGACCUCGAAGCCAUCUCUCAGAUGUGGGCGCCGCUCGACGAGGCUCCCCUCGGCAGACAUGGCAAGCCCUUCGACAGACACAUCCGGACGAAGGUCAAGUUCGGGUUCGUCCCGCAGCAAGACGCAGAGGCUGCGCUGCAAGACGAGCGGAUGCGCACGGUCUUCAAGGACGACCCGGUCUUGCAGCAGCGCUUUGAGGUGUUCUUGGCGGCGCAGGCUGGUCGGUCGAAGGAUUGGUACCUUACCUUCUUCGCACACAUUGCCGAGUUCAACCGUCUGAGCCGCCUGUUCAGCGAAACGGCUCGUCGCGAUGCUGUGAAGUCGUAG
Rhodotorula toruloides NP11 is the source of this 2388-nucleotide messenger RNA. RefSeq lists its product as uncharacterized. Gene Ontology annotation, cellular component: nucleus; cytoplasm; ribonucleoprotein complex. The record is from RefSeq and is a predicted model, not a curated record. Gene Ontology annotation, molecular function: mRNA binding. NCBI's taxonomy places the organism in Eukaryota, Fungi, Basidiomycota, Microbotryomycetes, Sporidiobolales, Sporidiobolaceae. Bases 1 to 2388 code for a protein of 795 amino acids. The transcript is spliced from 4 exons.